AUGUCUUUCAACAUCAACCGGUUCAAUCCUCAAUCAGCCGCCGAGAAAGCGGUUUCAGUUAUCGGCUUCGGCUACAAUCUCUGUAACGAUUUGCGAUUGUCUUCUUGCAAGCCGGGUCCAUCGGGGUCUAAGCUGAUCGAUAUCGACUUCACUCGAAGUAGAGACCUUGUACUUCCGGCCGGCGUUGUCGUCCCUAAUGUUCCUACUUCCAUCAACUGUGAUAAAGGCGAGCGUACCCGAUUCCGGUUCAUUGAGAAAUAUGGUACUCAUGUGGUUGUGGGUGUAAAAAUGGGAGGAAAAGAUGUCAUUUUCAUGAGGCAAUUACGAGAAUCGAAGGUAGAGCAAACCGAUGUGCAGAAGAAGUUAAAGAAAUUAGCAGAUGAUAAAUUUUCUGAAGAUGCAAAUGGAGGUUUCACGUCCAAUUCUGUUGCAGCAAAAAUCAAGGAUGAAUAUUCUCUGCCAUGGGAGCUUCGUAAUGCAUUUGCUGCCUCUAUCAAACCACCAGUGAUCAAUCACUCAAAGGGUGAUGAGUUAACAGCGAUUUAUAUUAGAUUUUGA
Messenger RNA from Cucumis melo (muskmelon), 558 nucleotides. Its product is annotated as MACPF domain-containing protein NSL1-like. The record is from RefSeq and is a predicted model, not a curated record. Gene Ontology annotation, biological process: plant-type hypersensitive response; regulation of salicylic acid mediated signaling pathway. Gene Ontology annotation, cellular component: plasma membrane. The transcript has 4 exons. Lineage: Eukaryota; Viridiplantae; Streptophyta; Magnoliopsida; Cucurbitales; Cucurbitaceae. Bases 1 to 558 code for a protein of 185 amino acids.